Clarias gariepinus (North African catfish) is the source of this 2383-nucleotide messenger RNA. It is a transcript of the gene rab43, whose product is annotated as RAB43, member RAS oncogene family. Gene Ontology annotation, cellular component: trans-Golgi network. Gene Ontology annotation, molecular function: GTP binding; GTPase activity. The coding region runs from base 161 to 790 and encodes 209 amino acids. The transcript is spliced from 3 exons. NCBI's taxonomy places the organism in Eukaryota, Metazoa, Chordata, Actinopteri, Siluriformes, Clariidae. The record is from RefSeq and is a predicted model, not a curated record.
UUCACGUCCGCUGUGUUUUCCGGGUUGGCGAGUUUCUGCAGGUGUCACUUUAUCCACGUCACUUUGUUCUUUUGCGCACACAGGGACGAUAUAAAUCUCCUUUUGCACGUCCCUGUGAAACUGAUCGCACAUUAACGCUAUCACACCGCUGCCUGCUGCUAUGUCGUUACUGGAAACAGACGACAAUUAUGAUUUCGUCUUCAAAAUAGUUUUGGUCGGGGACGUCGGUGUGGGGAAAACCUGCGUUGUCCAACGGUUUAAGACGGGCAAUUUUAUCGAAAGGCAAGGCAAUACAAUCGGAGUGGAUUUUACAAUGAAGACGAUGGAAAUGCAGGGAAAGAGAGUCAAGUUACAGAUUUGGGACACAGCAGGACAGGAGAGGUUUCGGACCAUCACACAGAGUUACUAUCGCAGCACAAAUGGUGCCAUUAUUACGUACGACAUCACCAAGAAAGCAUCCUUCAUGGCUGUUCCAAGGUGGAUGGAGGACAUCAAGAAAUAUGGCGGCACAAACAUUGCCACCCUUUUAAUAGGUAAUAAAUCAGACUUAACUGAAGAGCGUGAUGUUUCUUUUGAGGAAGCUCAAGCAAUGGCUCACCAGCUGGACUUCAUUAGUGCAAUCGAGACCUCAGCCAAAGACUCCAGCAACGUGGACGAAGCAUUUAAUCAAAUGGCAGCCGAGCUGAUGCUGAGACAUGGCGGGCCCGUGUUCAGAGACAGCGUAACCGACAGUUUCAAGCUCAACAGCAAGGAUGUGAACGGUGAAGCCUGGAGCUGUGGCAGCUGCUGAUACUGUUUCUUUUUUUUUACAUUGUUAUUUCUAUUCUUAGCCAUGUCGGCCUGUAAUUCAUCACAAAUCUUCUUUGUGUGAAUUGUGGCUUAAUCGUCAGAGUUGACAGAAUUAUCGAUCGGUUAUUGAUUACCUAAUAUACACCUUUGGUUUCAGGAAGUGGUAGUUGGCCAUAUCAGAAGGUAAAGGCUGUAGUGAAAAAUGCACAGAAAUGAUUAAAGAAGCUGCUGCUUGGAUCUUAUCGGAACUUUGGCGAUCCUAUUACGAUUAUAAUAAGUGAUUGAUCAGGUUUAAGUCAUGUUUGAUUUGACCUGCCUAAAAUUCUUGAAUGAACUUCAUAUAAGUUGUAGUUACAGUAAGUCCCCUACAAAGAAACAUUCUAGUUACAAACCUUCGAAUAUACGAACAUGCGUUUGUACUUAUUUAAUUGCGGAGGUUAACUCACAUGUCCGGCGUACAUUGUCAAGUACUGUACAUGCAGCAUGCACCCCAGGAUGUCUGGGAAUCAAACGUCAAUAGCAGCUGGUACUGCUAAGAAGCGCCAAGCAAUAACGAUGGAGAUAAAAAGUGAAAAUAAUUAAGAGAAUGGAGUGAGGUGAAAAGAUGGCAGACAUUAGUCAUUCUUUUAACAUAAAACGUUCAACUGUAGGCACGGUUUUACAGAAUAAGGACAAGAUCAUGGAACAUGUUUGUUUUAUACUGUGUACAGCCAAUGUGUUAGUAUCCUAGUACUUACACAAUGUUUGUUGGACUUGCGAACAAAUUGGACUUACGAACGAGCUCUCAGAGCCAAACUCAUUUGUAUGUUGGGGACUUACUGUAUAUUUGUUUAAAAAUUUUAUCAGCCUGUUGUUCUUGGAAGUAGAAUAACAUGAAAACAGUCUCAAACGCCACUGGAGAUAUCCAGCAGACAUAUUUAACACCUGAUUGUUAGUCCUAAACAUGUUGCUGAGGUACUUUUAUUUAAAUAUUUAUUAUUACAGUACCAGUCAAAAGUUUGGACAUAGGUUUGGAUUAUUUGUUUUUAUUGGUAUACAUUCUAGAACAAUACUAGAUUUUAUUUCCAAAACCAAAAAAACUGUUCUGUCUAGGUCAGCUGUUCUGGAACAGUUCUUAUAAGAACAGUUUUACAUUUUCAAAACCUAUCAAGCACCAUGAUGAAACUCUCAUAAAGACCAUCCCAUGAAAGCAAGACCAAAACUUACCUCUGCUGUAGAGGAGAAGUUCAUUUGGAGUUGCCAGCCUCAGAAAUCACCAAUUAACAGCAGCUUAGUAUCAUCUUUAAUAUCAACAGUUUGAAGGAGAUUAUUGCACAUUUUGGAUGUCUUCAGCAUUGUCGAAAGGAAUAAAAAUCAGGAAUGACCAUGGAAUUAGAAGGUGUGUCUAAACCUUCAACUGGUAGUGUACAUCCCAGUGAGCACCAUCUAACCAAGAAGUGUACACAAUGUGCACUCCUUACUUCUCCUCUUGUACAAUAACGGCAUUGCUUAGUACUGUAUAUUCACUUCUUUAGUUGAACAUUUCAUAUCCUACACUCACCUCAAAAUACCGUCCAGUUCAACACAUGCACUUUCAGCUUUAUAAAUUAGCCGA